CGAGGCUCAGUCAUCGCCACUUUUGUGUUUUAUUGUGUAGCUUUCACACGGUAUAGCGUCAUGAAUCUGUGGCUCAGCGCUCACUUCCUGGUAGCGGGGCUGUUCCUGAGCUGCUCGGCUCUCACGAGCGAAGAAUGCCAACCCUUGGUCACGCCUCUGUCCCUGGUCGACCCCUCCAUGAUAUACGGAAGGUCAAACAUCCUCGUGGGUUACGUUGAUCACGACAUCUAUAGAGGCAUCCUGAAGACGACUGAUAGCUCCUGGUUAAAUUUUACCGCGUCAACAAGCGCCAAUGAAGUUGUUAUGUUUCAGCAAAGCAAGAUGAAAAAAACCUGCGUGGCCGCAUCUGUCAAGGUAACCAUUGACGGCAACACUGCAACAACGUCACUCGCCAACACCACCUCGAUGUUCCACAUGCUGCCGAGCUGCGACGGCUGUCUGCUCAUGAGCCUCAACGCCACCGUCAGAGACCUCGAUAAGCUCGCUACCCUGAUGAAACUCAACGUGGAUGUUUCGGGGGAAGAGGUCAACAUCCGCUCUCUUUAUCUGUUAGGCAGAGAGGCGACCCUGAAGGACUCGGACCUGGAACGUUUCAAGCAGCAGGCAAGCUGCCUCGGCUUCUCCGGAGAGCCAGACUUCCUCUAUGACCCCAAAAAAGGUUUCUGUGCUGAAGGCGAAGGCUUAAAGUUGGAACUUUUAAGUUAACAACAACUUUGGUGAAUAUUUCAAAUUGUAACUGACAAAGUUAUAGAGACAAAAGGUGACUCAUCAAACGUGGGGUCCGUAUUUUGUAUUCACAAUCUAAUAAAAUGGUAUAGCACCAAGGUU
This is a messenger RNA of Perca fluviatilis (European perch), 828 nucleotides long. RefSeq lists its product as uncharacterized. The transcript is spliced from 6 exons. The coding region runs from base 61 to 705 and encodes 214 amino acids. The record is from RefSeq and is a predicted model, not a curated record. Lineage: Eukaryota; Metazoa; Chordata; Actinopteri; Perciformes; Percidae.